AUGGGUAGCCCAGUAUCAGCCGUCAUCGCCAACAUGUAUAUGGAAGCUUUUGAAAAUACUGCCAACAACUGCCCUCUGAAACUCAAGCCUAAGAUCUGGAAACAUUAUGUCGACGACACCUUCAUCACCGUCAACAAGCACAGCUCAAACGAUCUCAUGGACUUCAUGAACAGAAGGGAAACCACCAUCAGGUUUACCGCCAAACAUGAAUCAAACGGAUCGUUAGCCUUCCUAGACACUGAGGUACACAGGCAGAUAGACGGCACCCUCAAGACGACGGUCUACAGAAAACCCACUCGCAGUAUCUACGCUACGACUUUCACCACCCACAUGCUGUCAAAUGCCUCUACGACAGGGCAAAUAGAAUUGUCUCUCAACCAUCGGACUUUUCACCAGAACAGCGCCAUCUCCAGUCGGCACUAG
This is a messenger RNA of Lytechinus pictus (painted urchin), 423 nucleotides long. RefSeq lists its product as uncharacterized. The transcript has a single exon. Bases 1 to 423 code for a protein of 140 amino acids. The record is from RefSeq and is a predicted model, not a curated record. NCBI's taxonomy places the organism in Eukaryota, Metazoa, Echinodermata, Echinoidea, Temnopleuroida, Toxopneustidae.